AUGCGCUUCUCGCAAUCAAUGUCAAGGUGGACAGCCUUGGCCGUUACACUGCUAUCUUACGUUAACUUUGUCAACGCACACACCGUCAUCGUCUACCCUGGUUAUCGGGGGAAUAAUCUUCAUACUAAUGGCACUGUUGAGGAAUCAAAUGGUCUUGGGUCAGCAACGAUCAACGGUUCAACCAUCUAUCCGUACGGAAUGGAAUGGAUGUAUCCUUGCGGAGGAAUGCCCACCUCAACUAAUCGCACCAAAUGGCCUGUCAAUGGCGGAGCCAUCUCUGUUCAGCCUGGUUGGUUUCAAGGCCAUGCAACAGCCUUCUUCUACUUCAACCUCGGACUUGGUGCUGUUCCACCAAACAUGAGCAACCCCAUGCUGUCCCCGAUUGAGAUCAUCGGACCCUCUGCCGAACCGUACCCGGGUACAUUCUGUCUACCUCAAGUGCCAUUGCCGGCCGGUCUGACGGUGAAGGUCGGUGAUCUGGCAACGAUCCAAGUUAUUGAGACCGCGAAGCAUGGUGCAGCUCUGUACAACUGUGUCGACAUCGAAUUUGCUGAGCCAGAGGACUGCGUUGAAGUUACAACAGAAAACUGCUUUAACUCGUCUGACAUCGCGUUUGCAGACAUCUACGAGAUCAACAUCACGACUUCUAACUCUUCUGCAAGCGCGGGCAUUUCGCCAGGCUUCGCUCCAAUUAGCUUUGUCACAUUCUUUACCAUGAUUUUGUCGGGGCUAGUGUUUUAA
This is a messenger RNA of Talaromyces atroroseus, 741 nucleotides long. RefSeq lists its product as hypothetical. Bases 1 to 741 code for a protein of 246 amino acids. The record is from RefSeq and is a predicted model, not a curated record. The transcript has 3 exons. Lineage: Eukaryota; Fungi; Ascomycota; Eurotiomycetes; Eurotiales; Trichocomaceae.